Messenger RNA from Tetrapisispora phaffii CBS 4417, 360 nucleotides. It is a transcript of the gene VMA7, whose product is annotated as H(+)-transporting V1 sector ATPase subunit F. Gene Ontology annotation, cellular component: proton-transporting V-type ATPase, V1 domain; fungal-type vacuole membrane. The record is from RefSeq and is a predicted model, not a curated record. Gene Ontology annotation, molecular function: proton-transporting ATPase activity, rotational mechanism. The transcript has a single exon. Lineage: Eukaryota; Fungi; Ascomycota; Saccharomycetes; Saccharomycetales; Saccharomycetaceae. Bases 1 to 360 code for a protein of 119 amino acids. Gene Ontology annotation, biological process: proton transmembrane transport.
AUGUCCGUUGACAAACGUACUUUGAUCGCAGUUAUAGGAGACGAAGAUACAGCAACUGGCUUGCUGCUAGCUGGGAUUGGACAAAUCACUCCAGAGACGCAGGAGAAGAACUUUUUUGUUUAUGAAGAGAACAAGACCACCAAAGAAGAUGUCUUGGAGAAGUUCCAAUUCUUCACCCAAGAAAGAGAUGAUAUUGCUAUUUUAUUAAUUAAUCAAUACGUGGCAGAAAAGAUUAGGGCAGACAUUGAUUCGUAUUCAAAUGCUUUUCCAGCAAUAUUGGAAAUCCCAUCAAAGGACCACCCAUAUGAUCCAGAGAAGGACUCAGUCUUGAAGAGAGUCAGAAGGUUAUUUGGUGAGUGA